AUGGCCGUGGCCGCCGCCGCUCUCGUCUUCACGAGGAAGAACAAGCUUUGCUUUCACGCUUUCACACUGACCAUGGACGAUCCGCUGUGCCACCCGCAGAGGCGACAAAGUCGAGUCAUUACAACCAGCGUCAUCCAGGCGGCAAAGGACGCUGGUGGCCAGGAGCACGCCGGUUGUGUGGUCUAUUGCUUGCUCGUCAAUCAGCGCUGGUUUCGCCAUGAGGCACUCGUCGAGCUCUGGGAUUCCGAUCUCCACAAGCUGCGCGCCGAGGCCUGCGGUGUCAUUGCCAAGGCCAUCAUCGAGACCGAAGAGGACAUGGGCUAUCUGCUGCAUGCUGUCCUGCUCCGUCGAUAUUCAAUUCUUGCCGACGGCGCACCCACGACUCCCGCCAACGUGGUUGAAAAAGCAGUCGACCUACAUGCCGUCCGAGUCAUCGGAUCCUCAGGCUAUCAGAAAUGCAUCAGCCAUCUCUGGCGCGGCUGGCUCGUUCAAGACGAAGACGACCCCUCCGUCUUUGUCGACUAUCAAGACAAGGACAACACCAGUUUCCUCGCCCACAUGGAUCCCGAUCGCAUGAGGGCUCCGAGAUACCAAAACGCCGCGCAGCUGCUCUUCUCCCUCGUCUACCUUGGCCUCUACACGGCCGCGAUCAACUCGGUCAAUCCGACUGGCGUGCUGGAUACGGCCGAGGUGGCCAUGUACAUCUUCACCUUUGGAUUUGUGUGCGAUGAGGUCAUCAAGUUUUACAAGGCCGGCUACCAGAUCCUGGGCUUUUGGAACGCCUUCAACGGUGUCUUGUAUGCCUUCCUGACGGCGUCGCUUGUUCUUCGCAUCAUCGGCUUGACCGCUGCGAGUGGCUCCGACUUUCGUAGUCAUUACAGCACCCUAAGCUACAACAUGCUGUCCUUCAUAGCUCCCAUGUUCUGGACGCGCCUGCUGCUCUACCUUGACAGCUUCAGGUUCUUUGGGGCCAUGCUCGUGGUCCUCAAAGUCAUGAUGAAGGAGUCGGUCAUCUUCUUUGCUCUGCUCAUCAUCAUUGUCAUUGGCUUUCUGCAGGCCUUCAUCGGCCUUGAUCUCACCGACGACAACGUCGCUGGCGACGCCCUCUUCAUCAUCGAAUCCAUGAUGAAGGCCAUUCUGCAGAGCCCCGAGUUUGAUGGCUUUGAGACUUUUGGCCCGCCAUGGGGAAUCAUCCUCUACUACUGCUUCACCUUUGUUGUCAUGAUCAUCCUCCUCAACAUUCUCAUUGCUCUCUAUAACUCCGCCUACGAAGACAUUUACGACAAUGCCGACGACGAGUACCUCGCGCUGUUUUCUCAAAAGACACUGCAAUUUGUGCGCGCCCCCGAUGAAAAUGUGUACAUUGCGCCCCUCAAUCUCAUUGAAAUUGUCAUAUCGGGAUUAUUUGAAUGGUGGAUGAGGAAGAGGACAUAUGAAUUCAUCAACGACUGCAUCAUGGGUCUUCUCUACUCCCCCCUCUUGUUUGUUGCGGCCUACUUCGAAACCCGGACAGCACAUGGAAUCCGACGAAACCGAGCUCGAGGCGAAGACGACGACGACGUCAUUGAGGAAUGGGAGCGACUGGCCCAGGAACUUGACUUUGCGGCGGAGGGGUGGGCGAAAACAUGCGAGGCUGUGAAGCCGAAUCUGGACGAUGAUCCAGCAGUCCUUGAAGUCAGGAAGUUGCGAGCCGAAGUCGAUGAGGUCAAGGCGAUGCUGGCAGAAAUAGGCCGUGCAGUCGGCAUCAAGUCUACCAAGCAGCAAGGGUCCAAGAACGACGAGCCGUCAGACGGGCAGCCACUAAACCGCAAGUCUGGCACAUCAGAUGUCAGCUCAGACACGACAGCAAGGCAGGGCGAUUCAAGAUCUAGCAGAAGCACGGGCGACUAG
This is a messenger RNA of Hirsutella rhossiliensis, 1890 nucleotides long. Its product is annotated as calcium channel YVC1. Lineage: Eukaryota; Fungi; Ascomycota; Sordariomycetes; Hypocreales; Ophiocordycipitaceae. The record is from RefSeq and is a predicted model, not a curated record. The transcript has 6 exons. Bases 1 to 1890 code for a protein of 629 amino acids.